Drosophila albomicans is the source of this 810-nucleotide messenger RNA. RefSeq lists its product as uncharacterized. The transcript is spliced from 2 exons. Bases 382 to 810 code for a protein of 142 amino acids. The record is from RefSeq and is a predicted model, not a curated record. NCBI's taxonomy places the organism in Eukaryota, Metazoa, Arthropoda, Insecta, Diptera, Drosophilidae.
AAAAAUAGAGAGGGAGAGCAAGAGAGAGAGAAAAGUUGUCACAGCUGCAGCGAAGCGAUGUCGCACAGUGGGCAUUUUGGUUGAGUGGGUCGCGUCAUGCAUAUCAAUUAAUUAGCCCAGGUUGUCACCAGUUGCCCAGUUGAUGGUGCGUGUUUCAUUUGGCUGCUUGGCUUGGCAAGAUUGAGUAAUUCGGCAAUGUGAUUACAACAAAAUACAAGAGUGGAAAACAGAUGGCAAAUCGUUGGGACAACUGUCCACAAUACAAUACUACUGGCCGAAUUUAUUCAAAUCAGUUGAAUUUCGUGUGAGGAAGCGAGUAGGUGCUUUUGCUGCUAGUCUUGACCAGGUUCACAUCAAUUAGCUAAAUUCAAAGCAAUUGCAAUGGGCAAAUACGUCUUAAUUGCAGUCGCAUUAAUGUGCCUGCAAAUACCGGCGUCGCGUGCAACGCUUUACGAGGGCUUUGACUUCUCCAACGUCGAUCUGGUGAACUUUGAAUACUUUAAGAAUCUCGCAUCGCAGGAUCCACGCACAGGAGCUCAAGCCAAUCCCAUAUUGGUGCACUUUCAGAAGAAGAAAGCCGUAUUGGAUUACAUAGAGCGUCUGUUUCUGGGUAAUUCGCCGUUCCAACAGCCCAGCGAAAUUCCCUUCGAUCCACACUUUGGACGCGCCUGGCGUCCAACUUACGAACGAAAAUUUGGACGGCGCGGCGAGCGUUUAAUCGCGGCCCUCGGCUCUGGUUACUCGCUUAAGCAAUUGCGACACUUUGGUGCCAUUCCCUACGAAUAUGGCACAAGUUACUAUCGAAGUUGA